UUUUGUCACUUCCUAUAUAAACACGUGUAUGUUGAAUAUGAAGAUGCAUUUAUCAUAACUGAUAACUGUACGUGGGAUGAACUAGUAACAAAACCAUGGAAAAACUUGACAUAGAACACCUGGAAAAGGAGUUUGGUCCCUUCCUGAACCCUAAAGCCAAACUGGAUGUUAAGGGUAUUGCUACAGAGUACUUCCUGGGACUGAGUGGUGGGAUGGAAGGCCGCAUAUUUGUGGCCGGUAGUGACAAAUUCAUGGAGGGGAUUGUCUCCCUUCUCAAGGAUGACACAAAAGACAUUGUUGAAAAGAAUUACAAGACACUGAUAAACCUGACAAACUUACAAACAGCAUCUAAUCGAAUUUUAUCACUGCCUUCCUAUCCGAACCUGGAAGCUGAGUUUGUGAAGGAGAUGCUUGAUCCAGAAUUUGAAAUGGCAGAUUUUGUUAGUCAGUUACUUUCCAAUGUGACCAGAACAGAGAACUGUGCUAAGAAGGUAGCUAAGGUGCUGAUGCAGACUGAUCAGGGUGUAUCUAAACUGGUAAAUGCUUUGUGCAGUGUCAAAUAUAAUCCCAAGGCUAACCUUCACCACUUAGCAACAGUGCUUGGCAACCUGACCCAAAUUCCCGAAUUCAGGACAAAGGUCAUGGCACAGGAUCAGUUUGUGGUUCAGAGACUUCUACCUUUUAUUGAAUUCAAAGAGUCAAAAACGCGUCGACAUGGAAUUGUGGCCUGCUUGAAAAAUUGCUGCUUUGAUGUUGAUUGCCAUGAGUGGUUGUUAGGUGACAGUGUUGACCUGUUACCACGGUUACUGCUCCCUCUGGCUGGUCCAGAGGAGUUUGAUGAUGAGGACAAUGAGAAGUUACCAGACGACCUGCAGUACUUGCCCCCAGACAAGGCACGCGAGCCCGACCCAGAAAUCAGAAAAAUGAUCAUUGAGACAAUCUUCAAGUUGUGUACAACCAAGAAUUGUCGCAGUUUUGUGAAGGAGAAAAACACUUACGUCAUUAUGCGUGAAUUCCACAAGUGGGAGGAACACGAGGACAACUUCCACGCCCUCAUGAACUUGAUUGACAUGCUGAUCUCAGAUGAGCCACAGCAAGGUAUGGAGGACCUCAACACUGUUGACAUACCACAGGAUAUUGAGGAAAAGUUUUUGAAACAGGACAAACAGCGUGAAGAAAUGGAGACAUCAGACCAAAAGUAGUUCAUGGAUUGAAGUGGAGAUGG
Molecule: messenger RNA, 1225 nt
Organism: Mizuhopecten yessoensis (Yesso scallop)
Lineage: Eukaryota; Metazoa; Mollusca; Bivalvia; Pectinida; Pectinidae
Product: protein HGH1 homolog
Exons: 4
Coding region: 96-1202 (368 amino acids)
Molecular function (GO): protein binding
Source: RefSeq, a predicted model, not a curated record